Messenger RNA from Rhodamnia argentea, 537 nucleotides. RefSeq names its product agamous-like MADS-box protein AGL29. The record is from RefSeq and is a predicted model, not a curated record. Gene Ontology annotation, biological process: positive regulation of transcription by RNA polymerase II. Gene Ontology annotation, molecular function: DNA-binding transcription factor activity, RNA polymerase II-specific; RNA polymerase II cis-regulatory region sequence-specific DNA binding; protein dimerization activity. Bases 1 to 537 code for a protein of 178 amino acids. Lineage: Eukaryota; Viridiplantae; Streptophyta; Magnoliopsida; Myrtales; Myrtaceae. The transcript has a single exon.
AUGGGUCGACGGAAGAUCGAGAUCGCGAUGUUGAAAGACAGUAGCACGAGGCAAGUGACUUUCUCGAAGCGAAGAACCGGGCUUUUCAAGAAGGCGAGCGAGCUCGCGGUCCUGUGUGCCGUCCAGAUCGUGAUUGUGGUGUUUUCCCCCGGAGGCAAACCCUUUUCGUUCGGGCACCCAAACGUCGAAUCCAUCGUCCAUCGGUUUCAAAAUCGGGAAAAGACUCCGGACGAGCGCACGAGCAAAGAUGCCGAAUCUCGCGACGAGAGCACGACCGACGAUAGCCUGAACCAGCGACUCCUCGAUCUACUCAAGCGGUUGAACGCCGAGGAGAAGCGAGGAGAGAUGCUGGAGAAGAUGGUGAAAGCGAAACGAGCUGCCAAGGGCCAACCUCCGGUCGAUCAACUCGGAUUGCCUGAACUCGGGGAGCUAAGGAGCUCAUUAGAAGACCUUCGCCGGAAACUCAAAGAUCGGAUGAACGACAUGGAGGCGACGUUCUCGUUGUUACUUCUCGCAGAACACCGGCCGAUGACGUAA